UACUAAAAGAAGAGGGAGGAACCAUUCACUUCAUUGCAUCUUUGCCUGUGGCAAAUGAAGAGAUGCAGAAAUCAGAUUGAGCGCCAUAUUUAUACCAGAAUAUAUGGUAUCAUGAGGAUUUGAACGACUUCGGUUGUUCACCUGCUUGACGUUAUGUCGACAGCGAUGUUGAGCACCACUACCAGCAAGCUGAAUGUAUUGGUCAACAAACUGCACGAGUACUUGGCUCAUUCCACUGUUGAGGACAGCAGUGGUCCGCCAACUUCAGAGGAUGCCGAUGGUCUGACAAGCAGGAACUGUUCUGUACAAAACUCAACAGGUCAUGCAGUGACACAGGCAGGACUGGAUCCCAAAUACUCAAGGAGAAAACCAUCUGUUGUCAUAAAGCACUCUGGACUGGAUGAAUCUGGGGACUCAAAUGCAAGUGAGGACUUGGAUUUUCCAGUCAAUCCAAAUGGCCAUCUUGAUAUCACUAGAUUGCCCAAAGGUACUGUACUGGUGAGGCCUGAACCUGUUGACAGUGGAAGAGAUGACUUCAGGGGUCCAGAGUUUCGCAGCCGGAAAUCAGGUGUACUACGAAAAGAGUUUUCAAGAAGACGUGGAGGAGUUGAACACAUGGAAAUUGUCAGUUGCACUGCAUGUGGCCGUCAAAUUAACCACUUCCAGAGAGAUGCGCUCUUUCGACAUCCAGUUCUGAAAGUCCUUAUUUGCAAGUCUUGCUACAAGUAUUACUUAAGUGAUGACAUCAGUAAGGAUGGAGAUGGAAUGGAUGAGCAAUGCAGAUGGUGUGCUGAAGGGGGUAACUUGAUCUGUUGUGACUACUGUAGCAAUGCUUUCUGCAAGAAGUGUAUUCUAAGAAAUUUGGGAAGGAAGGAGCUGUCUGGCAUCCUGGAGAGCAAGUGGUACUGCUAUGUAUGUAGCCCGGAGCCUCUUUUUGACCUGGUGAUGGGCUGUGACACCAUCCUUGAGAACAUGGAGAGUCUGUGGAAUCAGCAGCGAAGGCGUAACCGAGUCGAGCCAGAGAAAUCUGAACUUUACGAUAUGUUGCCAGACUUACCAGAAAACAUUCCUUUGGAUAAAUGGGAUCACACUGGUAUGGAUGGUAAUGUGGUGUUCAACUAUAGCACACUGCAGGUUUCAAAGGAUAUCACCAAAAAGGCCAAACAUUUAGUAGACUCCACAAACAUCUUAAACCGAACAUUUGUCAAUUUCAUUCAUUCUGUUACAACGAACAAACGAACACCUCGUGUUCGCAGUCUGUAUCUCAACUCUUUUUUGUCUGUAGCUAAAGGCUUGCGAAAAUCACUUGCAGCACUUGAGGAUAACCUCAAGGAAGAAUUCAGUGACUUGGAUGUGUUGAGCUGUUGGGAAAAAUUCUUUAGUGAUGACUUUGAUACACGAACUGUAACCGAAGCAGACACAGAGCUGGAUAUCUCUGAUGAAAGAUGCUUGAGGGACUUACAGAAACUGGCAGCUGAACAUUUGGUGAAUGAUGACUCUGACUCCAAGGGCUUCACAGACGGGAGAUGUGCACUCAACUGCCCUGGGGAAGAAAUGGAUUUGGAUUCACAUGAAGCCAGACAGAGAGCACAAAAGAUAAGCCUGAAGUCUUCUGAAAGUGGAGUCAACAUGACUAAAAAACUAGUUGUAAAACUUACACCCGUAGCCAUGGAUCAGGAGCCAUCCUCUGAUGUCCCAAAGAUGGAGGACACCAUCAUGAAUAAGUCUGAUGGAAAGGAUGUAUCAGAAGAUGAACAGACAAGAGUCUUAGGCGCUAAAGCUGACACCAAGAUGAGCAAUGACAACUCUUGUGUGUCUCUACAUGUAGAAGAGGAGCAUGGCAACAGACGGUCUCCUCGCUUGAAGACAACACCUUUGCGGCGACCAAGUGACGUCAAGGCCAAAUCAUCUCUUUCAGCAGCAGACAGUGACAGUGACUCUGACCCUGAGGAAACCUCCAGCACAGUACCAGCCAAAAACACUGAAGAACAAAGCCUGAACAGAGCGAGAGACGACUCUGACUCAGAUGAAGUCCCUGCAGCUCUGCUUGAGCGAGCAGCUAUGUCACAAAGCUCUGAUGAGCCCCAGAGUGAUGAGGAUGGCGGAAAGGCAUCAACUAAGGUGGCCAAGAAAUGUCUGUUUUGGUUGACUAAGAACAGCCCAAUCUCACCGGAGAAGAUGCGCCGGAAACGCAAAAUGCUGGAGUCGGACUCAAGUGACAGAAGAGUAAAGUCUCGAAGGGAAAGUGAGACAGAAUCUUCAAGUGAUGAUCAAGGCUCGCAGAAGAAAGUGCAUCAUUUGAAUACGCUAAGGUCAAUAGGGAAGCCUCACCUCGUCAAAAGAGAGGCCAAAGUUGCGGCGAGAAAGGAGGGCAGGAUGCAGCCUGGAAUGUCCAAGACUAAAUCUCAUGAGGAAAUAACAGAGUCAUCUUCCUCAUCAAGCGAAGAUGUACAUUAUGAUGAUGAUGACUCUGGGAGUGAUGGAAGUGAUCAGAAGAUGAAGCCAAUCACUGAAGAUGUGGCCUUACUGGGGACAGCAGCUUUCCACCAGUCAUCAGGAGAUGAGGAGCAAUCUGGGCCCUCAUGGGCAGCAGAAGAAGAAGAUGAUCCAGAAAAUAGAAUCGCUAAGAAAAUGCUGUUGGCCCAAAUCAAAGCCAACUACUCUUCGGGUGAUGAUAUCUCUUCAGAUGAGGAAACGCAGGAGGAUGAAUCUGAGUCGGAGGGUGAUAAGGAGGUCAAACUAAGCAAUGAGGAGAAUGGAACAGAUGAAAAUGUGCCGGACUUGACUUCAGAAUCGUCCGACACCACGUCCGAUGAGCCCAACAGCAGGCACCAUCUUCUCCGCCACAAACUUACCUUAGAUGAGGCAACGUCGGGGGACAAGGCCGCGGCAGAGAGUGGAGUGGGAAAGCAGGAGAGCAAGAAAAAAGCUGACGGCAAACCUCUGAGCUCUGAUGAAAGUGAUGGUGACAGUAACGAGUCAGAGCCAGAAGAUCUUGGGAUGAGUGAGGAGCUGAGUCAGUCAGAAGAUGAGACCAGUGGAGAUGGACCCGAAAGAUCAUCCGCUAAAGUGAAGGAAGCGUCACACAGUUAUGAACAGAAGAAGCAAGUGCCAUGUAUUUGGUUGUCUGACUCCAGCAGUGAAAAGAGUGAUGAGGAUGCAGAAGAGGAGAUGAGCGACAGUAAAGGAACCCACAAAGGACGCAAAAAGAUCCGCAAGAUCAUUGAAGAUGUGAAUCUUCGUGCGGAGACUCAGGAAGCCCUAAGAGAGGAGGAGGAGAGAUGCAAACGUUUGGCAGAUAGGGAACAACAGAUGGAGGACAGGAGAGAGGUAAUUGUUAUCGAGGAUGAGCUGUCACAAGUGGUGUGUCCCAUCACCACCAAGCUGGUCCUGGAUCAAGACGAGGAGACCAAGGAGCCCCUUGUUCAGGUGCACAGGAACCUGGUGACGAGACUGAAGCCUCACCAGGUGGAUGGCGUCCAGUUUAUCUGGGACAGUUGUUGUGAGUCUGUGAAAAAGGCCAACUCUUCUUCUGGAUCCGGCUGCAUACUGGCACACUGCAUGGGCCUGGGAAAGACUCUGCAGGUGGUGACGUUCCUCCACACGGUGCUGCUGUCAGAGAACCUGAAAUUCAGAACAGCACUGGUUGUUUGUCCGCUGAAUACUAUCCUCAACUGGAUCAACGAGUUUCGGAAAUGGCAAGACAACAUGGGAAAGGAUAAAGUAAAAGUUAUAGAACUGGCUACAGUAAAACGUCCAGAGCGAAUCAGAGCCCUGCAGGAGUGGCAGAGAGACGGAGGUGUUUUGAUAAUGGGGUAUGAGAUGUAUCGCAUCCUGUCACAAGCCCGUAAGAUCGGCGAUGAGGAGUUGAAGAAGGAGAUGAAGAGCAUACUGGUGGAUCCAGGUCCAGACUUUGUGGUUUGUGACGAAGGGCACAUUCUGCGCAACGAAGCAUCCAACAUCUCCAAAGCUAUGAACGGCAUCAAGACACGAAGAAGAGUUGUGCUAACUGGCACACCGCUACAAAACAACCUGGUCGAGUAUCACUGCAUGGUCAAUUUCAUCAAGAAAAAUCUUCUUGGCUCACUAAGCGAAUUCGGAAACCGCUUUAUCAACCCCAUACAGAACGGCCAGUGUGCCGACUCCACACCAAAAGACGUCCGAAUCAUGAAGAAGCGAGCGCAUGUGCUUCAUGCUGUGUUGGCUGGAUGUGUGCAAAGAAGAGAUUACUCAGAGUUGACUCAGUUUCUGCCUCCUAAACUCGAGUACGUGCUGGCGGUGAGGAUUACCCCACUCCAGUAUAAGUUGUACCGCUACUACCUUGAUCACAUCACUGGUUCUCUGACUAACAGAGCGAAAGUGAGGACUAGUGCAAACCUGUUCAAGGACUUUCAGGUGCUCGGCCGAAUUUGGACCCAUCCCUGGUGUCUGCAGCUCAGUUACAUCAGCAAAGAAAACAAGGGAAAUUUUGACAAAAAGAAUCAAGUAAAAGCGACAGCUCUGCUGAGAGAUGAAGGCACCACUGUGGCUGAGAGUAGUGGACUGAGAGAGAACGAAGGAAAAGAAGGGAACAACAAUGACAGCAGUGCAGCAGUUAUUACUGAUGUGUCCAAAGGAGCUCCAGCAGUGGAAGGAGAGAAAGCGGCCAGCUCAAUGCCUCAGAGCCUAGAUGAGGGCUGGUUCAAGAAUCUACUGUGUGAAGAGGACGCCAAAAUAAUGGAGCACUCUGGGAAGAUGGUGCUGUUGUUUGAGAUCCUCAAAAUGGCUGAAGACCUGGAGGAUAAAGUGCUUGUGUUCAGUCAGUCCUUGAUCUCGUUGAACCUAAUUGAGGUUUUCCUUGAGGCGUCUCAUCAUGCCAGAGAGCCAUCAUCAUUCAAAGCGGGCAGCUGGAUUAAAAAUGUUGAUUACUAUCGUCUUGAUGGUUCCACCACGGCUCCGUUGAGGAAGAAGUGGGCAGAUCAGUUCAAUAAUGCCACCAAUGUCCGCGGCCGGUUGUUUCUGAUUUCAACAAGAGCCGGCUCGCUUGGCAUCAACCUCACUGCUGCCAACAGGGUCAUCAUCUUUGAUGCCUCAUGGAAUCCCUCUUAUGACAUACAGAGCAUAUACAGGGUGUACCGCUUUGGUCAGCUCAAACAAGUGUACAUUUACCGCUUCUUGGCUCAGGGCACCAUGGAGGAGAAGAUCUACGACCGUCAAGUGACCAAGCAGUCUCUGUCCUAUCGAGUGGUCGAUCAGCAACAGAUUGAGAGGCACUUCACCUUUUUUGAACUGACUGAACUUUACACAUUUGAGCCAGACCUGCUGGACAACCCAAACUCGAAGAAAAGCAAAAGAAGCACCUCUGUUACGCCAAAGGAUAAAGUGUUGGCACAGCUAUUAGAAACCUGUAAAGACCAUAUAGUGUCUUUCCAUGAGCAUGAAUCUCUGCUGGACCAUAAACAAGAGGAGGAGCUCACUGAGGCAGAACGCAAGGCUGCCUGGGCCGAGUACGAGGCCGAGUCAAACACAGCCAAUGUUCCAGUCAACGCAAGCCAGGACACCUUGGAUAUGAAGACCAACGAACAGCUUGUCGAAUUGCUUAACAAGACCAGAGGAAACGUAUCGGUGGCCUUCCUGGAAAUGCAGAAGAUAAGGUCUCACACUUUUGAGGAGUACCUGCCGCUAGUGCGCCAGCAGUAUCCUCAUCUGCCUGAACGCGAUGUUCAAACCAAAGCUCAGAUUUGGAAAACGUACGAUGAGAAGGAGCAGGAGCGCAGACAGGCCUUUUAUCGCGAAGUUCUCACGCAGCAACAGUCGCUCACGCUCAGUAUUCAGACCAUCCUGAACAGUCGAAGAAAUCAAGCGAUGCAGAAGACUGUGACCACUGUGACUCAGCCCGGACAGACUUAAACAGGGGACUCACGUUUUACCUGGAAAAGAAGUGUCUGCCAGUGCAUGCUGACAAGCUGCAUUAUCUUUCCAGAUGACAUGAACCAACAUAAGGAGUUCACGUCUCUCUCGCCUAAGUAUCCUAGCAGGAACAGAGCAGCUGUUCAGAAGCUGAGUUGUUCCUCAGAGAGAGGCUCCCUGACCAGAAGGUUAUUUGUUAAUUAAUGAAAGCAAGACAGCUGCAGUGGUGCAGACCCUUCGAGGUUUCCCUCAGGCUGCACUUCAACCAACACCAGUGCAAAGGAGAGUAGUGUGUACAAAAAUGUACAGGCCUGGAGAAGAUCAUUAAAAACAGUGUUUACAAAGCAGAUCCGGUUCUUAUAAAUUAUAUAUUUUGGUGGUAUAAAAGGCAUUACACAGGGGAAAAAUUAGAGUAAUCUUUGUGCACAAACACAGAGUAGUUUCAUACAAAAUUUGGCUGUUUCACCA
This is a messenger RNA of Scatophagus argus, 6357 nucleotides long. RefSeq names its product transcriptional regulator ATRX-like. Gene Ontology annotation, cellular component: nucleus. Gene Ontology annotation, molecular function: ATP hydrolysis activity; ATP binding; ATP-dependent chromatin remodeler activity. Bases 154 to 5889 code for a protein of 1911 amino acids. NCBI's taxonomy places the organism in Eukaryota, Metazoa, Chordata, Actinopteri, Scatophagidae. The record is from RefSeq and is a predicted model, not a curated record. The transcript is spliced from 36 exons.